This is a messenger RNA of Perognathus longimembris pacificus (Pacific pocket mouse), 2175 nucleotides long. It is a transcript of the gene Nobox, whose product is annotated as NOBOX oogenesis homeobox. The transcript has 12 exons. The record is from RefSeq and is a predicted model, not a curated record. The coding region runs from base 1 to 2175 and encodes 724 amino acids. Gene Ontology annotation, biological process: regulation of transcription by RNA polymerase II. Lineage: Eukaryota; Metazoa; Chordata; Mammalia; Rodentia; Heteromyidae. Gene Ontology annotation, molecular function: RNA polymerase II cis-regulatory region sequence-specific DNA binding; DNA-binding transcription factor activity, RNA polymerase II-specific.
AUGGUGAACGAUAAAGGAUCAUUCAUGAUGCCCUACUCACGGGCAAAUCCCCAGACUCAUAUCACAGGGCCUUAUCUGCAUCAGGUGUGCAGUGACAAGGACAACGUGUGCAAUGCCAUUGGCACUAACCUCCAGCCAACCUCCUUGCAUUCCGCCAUGCAGAGUUCUAUGAUCGCAUGCUGUGUAGAGGCAGCAGCUGGCACGUCGCCACCUGCUGUUUCAAGCAGCCUGCCAACCAAUGGGAACGCGAACAUUUCCAUUAUGAGAAUUCGCCCUGCUUCCAUCUUUAACCCCGUGGGGGCAGUUUGCAAGCCUAAGACAUCACAGGAACUUCCCAAGUACUGGUGUUACGGGCAUAUUCCACAGCAGCCAGCUUCAGAAAAUAACACAAGGUGCUUUGUAUUCCACUCUGUGUCGUCACAAGUUCCUUACUCGCAGAAUUCUCUCAUGAUAAAGAAAGGCCAAGAAGCUGAAGGCAAGGCCCUGGCCACUGAGCCGGGGGCGGAGAAGGCACCCCGGGGCUCAGGCCUGCGUCGUGAGGAGGCCCCAUGUGAAGAGCUGUCACUGCUCGAUGCCAGCCCAGGACGGAAGCUGCUGUCGAUGGCCACCGGAGACGCGGCAGGACCCGGGGCCUGGACGGCGCGUUCACCGCUUAGCUCCCACCCUGUCCACAAAGAGCAAACCCCAGUGACUUCCAGGCCUCAGCCUCAAGGGGAUGGGGGCUCCUUCCAAGAAAGGAAGGGGAAAACAGCCAAGAGGCCCAUUUCUCCAGUGCCGGGCAAACAGAAGAAGCCCGGUGCCACGGCCCUGGCCUCAGGUGCAUCUUUGGGGGGCACUGACUCAGUUGGUGUCACCCACAAACCAGUACCUUCUGGCUCGGGCCCAGGCCCCUACCACCUGGCCAACCUCCUCAGUACAUUGGCCCAGAACAACCCAAACUCAGAGAAGAAGAAAAGGCCGCCAGAAGUGACCUGCCAAGUUCGAAAAAAGACUCGAACCCUGUAUCGCUCAGACCAGCUGGAGGAGCUGGAGCGAGUGUUCCAAGAGGACCACUACCCGGAUGGAGAUAAGCGCCAGGAGAUCGCCCAGACUGUGGGAGUCACUUCCCAGCGCAUCAUGGUAUGGUUCCAGAAUCGCCGGGCAAAGUGGAGGAAAGUGGAGAAACAGAACGGGAAAGAAAAGGAGGAGAAUCUGGCAGCCCCUACCCCUGCCAGCAGUCACUGCAGCUCCACGGCGGAACUGCCACCUCCUCCUGGGCCUGUGAUGGCAAAGCUGGAACCCCUUUCUGCAGGGCCCCCCCUGGAGACCUUUCCAGAGCCCCCCAUGUUGCUGACUUCUGACCAGACUCUUGCCACCACCCGGCACAGUGAGGGGACACCGAGGGCGGUGGUGACACCCCCACUCAUCAGCCCCCCGCCCGUCCGGAGGACCAACCUUCCUUUUCCCUCGGGGCUGGUCCCCACUUCCCAGCUCCUGCCCCUGCGGACGGAUGCGCCUGGCAGGGGCCACAGCCACACAGACGGGCCUUGUGGUUCAUGGGGCACAAGUGUCACCCCACCACCUUCCUUCUCAUACCUGGAAGACUUGGAGCCUCUGGACUACCAUGCCAGCAGUCAGAUGGGGCCGUUCCCAUUCUCUCAGCCUCCGCAGAGCCAGCUCUUCCAAAGCCCUCCGUCUCCGUUCUCAUACCUUCCCCCCUUUCCUUUGCCCUUCCUCACCCCCAAUUCCUUGACCUUCCCACCACUGGAAGACUCUCUCUUUUCCUUUCCUUGUGGCCCCAGUGGGGGGGCACCCCAGGGCUAUUUCCCAGGUCCCCCCUCAGGGCAGAUCUUGCUACCACCACCCAUCGGAAACACAGGUACAGCUCCCUGGAAUGACCCCUGUUUGCCAGAACUGCCCUUCCCUGGCUCAUCAUGCCCACCUGCCCUGGCACACCCUCCUGGAGGAAAUGGCUUCCUUCCUGAUCUAUUCCUCACUCCCUGUGCUCAGCCCAUGAGUACAUAUCCUUCUGCAGGCCCCAGUGGAUUGCCCGAAGAAGCCAGACCAGAAACAGGUCCCUCAGUCAGCAAAGCCCACGGGGAGCAGCCUCCCUCUUCCCUGGACCAGCCAGUACCCGGAGAGACCAGGGAGGCAGACAAGAAUAGUCAUGUCCCCUUGUGGGGGGCCAAAGAAUGA